Messenger RNA from Puntigrus tetrazona (Sumatra barb), 2761 nucleotides. RefSeq names its product X-ray repair complementing defective repair in Chinese hamster cells 1 (gene xrcc1). NCBI's taxonomy places the organism in Eukaryota, Metazoa, Chordata, Actinopteri, Cypriniformes, Cyprinidae. The record is from RefSeq and is a predicted model, not a curated record. Gene Ontology annotation, biological process: base-excision repair; double-strand break repair via nonhomologous end joining; single strand break repair. Gene Ontology annotation, molecular function: damaged DNA binding. Gene Ontology annotation, cellular component: nucleus.
GUCCCGACUUCCCGUGAGGCGGCGCUCUGAUACGGCGGCGGGCGGAAGUGACGUCCCGUGUUGUGGCUCGAGAGGGAGUUUGUAAGCGGCUUCGCGUCUCUCAGACUACUUUAAACCACAUAAACUGGUUUUCGUGAUCCUGACCUCGGUUGUGUGUGUUUUGAGGAACAUGCCUGAAAUCAAGCUCAAGCAUGUGGUGUCCUGCAGCAGCGAGGACAGUACUCACAAAGCAGACAAUCUCCUGAGUUCAGACACAUAUAGGAAAUGGAAAGCUGCGAGACCUGGAGAGAAGCAAGUUUCAGUCAUUCUUCAGCUGGAAAAGGAAGAGCAGAUUCACAGCAUAGACAUUGGGAACGAAGGCUCUGCUUUCAUCGAGGUGCUUGUUGGUCACUCCACGUCAGUCAAAGACCAAGACUUUCAGGUCCUUCUGGUCACGUCGUCCUUCAUGUCUCCCACGGAGAGCCGCAACGGCACGAACACGAACCGCGUGCGCUUCUUCGGAGCCGGUCAGCUGGUGAAGGCCGCGGCGCAGGAGAAGUGGGACUGCGUGAAGGUGGUGUGCAGUCAGCCGUACAGCAAGAGCGUAGCGUACGGGGUGGCCUUCAUCAAGCUGCACUCUCCUCCGGACGCUAGCGACGUUCCCGCCUCCACUCCUCCGAAGCUCACUAAACUGGGUCAGUUCCGAGUCAAAGAGGAGUCUCCGUCCUCCGGCUCUAACAUCCAGCCGGGGAGCUUGUUCUUCAGCAGAGACGGCGCCGCUAAAGCCAGCGCAGGACUCAAGGUGUCUCCUCAGAACGACAGACUGAGUUACGCCGCGCCGGCUCUGAAAUCUGAAGGCUCGUCCUCGCAGACGUCUCCCAGCGCCUCACAGCAGGCUCCUCUGAAGAGGAAGUUUGAGUUCAGUAAAGAGCGUCUGGAAGCCUCCGGUCCGCCCCCCAAAAAGCCCGGUUCCUCUGGUUCUUCUGAACUGAACGCCGCCACGCCGAAAUCUAAAGCAAGGACCGGAGCGACCGCGAGUCCCGUCAGCAGCGCCUCUCCAGCUCAGAAGGCGUCGGACAAGCGAGAGAGUCCGAAAUCCAAGCCGGAGCCCAAACCCAAACCUAAAGCCAAGCCCGUAGAACCGGUGCCUUUCAAUCGGAUCAUGGAGGGGGUGGUGUUUGUCCUGAGCGGCUUCCAGAACCCCUUCCGUGGAGAGCUGCGGGACAAAGCGCUGGCGAUGGGAGCCCGGUACCGGCCCGACUGGACACCGGACUCCACUCACCUCAUCUGUGCUUUCGCCAACACGCCUAAAUACAGUCAGGUGAAGGCUGCCGGAGGCGUCAUCGUCAGGAAGGAGUGGGUGAUGGACUGCCACAAAACAAAGCAGAAGAUUUCCUUCAAAAGGUAUCUCAUGGACGGAGCCGAGUCGAGUUCAGAGAGUGCCGCCGAAGAGGAUGAGAGCGAGGAGGAAACACAGAAAGCGAAAACGCCAGAAAAGAGGCGGGCGACCCCAAGAAAGCAGACGCUUAAAGAGGAAGAGGAGGAGUACGGAGGCUCCACGGAUGAUGAAGAGCCAGAGGACGACGGCUCUGGCAUGGACACUGAAGAUGAGCUGAACAGAGGUGAAAUGGAGAGCAGGAGGAAGAAAGCAGCGAAGGAGAAGGCAACAGUCAAGGUGAAAGAUGAAGAUCCGUACGCUGGCUCUACUGAUGAGAACACGGAUGCUGAGGAAGAGGAGGAUAAACCCAUCCCUGAGCUACCAGACUUCCUGACAGGAAAACGCUUCUAUCUUUACGGCAAGUUCCCUGACAACCAGAAGAGGCAACUUCAACGCUACAUCGUCGCCUUCAACGGAGCCGUCGAAGACUACAUGAGCGAGAAGGUUCAGUUUGUCGUCACCAGCGAGGGAUGGGACGAAUCGUUUGAGGACGCCUUGAUGGAAAACGGCAGCCUGAGCUUUGUGAAACCUACCUGGAUUUUUGCCAUCAAUGACAGGCAGAAGCUGCUACCGUACCAGCCCUACACGGUCGUCCCUUGAUCGACCUCUCCCAGCCUCGGGUCAUUACAAACCUCCGUCUCUUGUGUUUUUGUCAUCUUUUGUGGUCCACAGAAGAGCAUCAUGUAGGUUUAGAGAACCGGUAAUUUAUGUAUUUCCGUUUCUGCUGUUGAAAUCCACUGGCCUGUAUCUGUCGCAAGUCUUUGUUUGGAUGUCAGAUACCAACCCACCAACCCAGAGAUAAAAGACUCUGAUCCAUAUUCAUGAGCCGCUUUACCAGCAAUCCAAAAGCUGUUUAUGAAACUGUUAAAUAUUAAUGACUAAGACCUGAACCUGAGGUCUCUUUCAGAUCUGACUUAUGCAAAACAUGCUCAUUUAAUAUGUGUGUUGUUCACAUAUAUGGUUGAUUAUUGGUUAAUUGUUCCAUAUUUCUAUUAGUUGCCCUCGUCGCCUUUGCUCAAGAUUGAAGCAUUUUAUCAUCUGUGGGUGUGGCCUACAGUAAUGUUGCUUUGGUUAAGAGCUUUUUGAACGUUCUGACAAGCAUUUUUAAGAAAGAAAGCACCUGAAAUAAAUUCUGAUGUAAAAAUAUGGACUAGGUGUAUUUGUAGAUUUGUUUAUGAUAGGCGAACACUUUGUCUCACUGUUGUGUUGAUGUUUACUGUUUUUAUUUGAUGCCGUUUAACGCAAGUCUCAUUUUCGACGUCUUCCGUUUUGUUUUCUUCAAAUGAAAUGAUUGUUUUGAAGUUCUGGUUUGAAGCAUUUGCAAAAUAAAGUUACAUAAUUACA